This is a messenger RNA of Brassica napus (rape), 431 nucleotides long. RefSeq lists its product as uncharacterized. The transcript has a single exon. Lineage: Eukaryota; Viridiplantae; Streptophyta; Magnoliopsida; Brassicales; Brassicaceae. The record is from RefSeq and is a predicted model, not a curated record. Bases 127 to 327 code for a protein of 66 amino acids.
CCGGUAGAAGACACCCCUAGAUUUACUUCCCCUCUUAAACUAUAUAUAAAGACAACUGAGUGUAGAAGUUAAGAGACACAGAGAAAGGAGAAGAAGAUUCGAUUGAGAGAAUAAAAAAAAUCAAGAAUGUUGCUGGUGACAGUAUUGGCCGAGAUGUUAAAGGAGUACACGGUGGUACUCGCCGGAGUUUUGGAGCAUCUCUUUUCUCAGGCGCCAUUUCCGAGGAGGAUCCGACUUCAUAUAUUAUACUCUCUCCCUUUCCAUAAUUCCAGUUCAUCUCCCCCUAUUCUCCUUCCUUCUCCUCCUCCUUACGCUCGUACUUUAUAAUCCAAGAAGCUUGAUGUUUUAAUAUAUGCUUACUCUGUGAUUUCUAUUUGAGUUGAGAUGUGUAUACCAGAGCUUUUGUUGUAAAUAAGAUAUUUUCAAGUUAA